Messenger RNA from Fonsecaea erecta, 1110 nucleotides. RefSeq lists its product as hypothetical. Gene Ontology annotation, molecular function: nucleotide binding. Bases 1 to 1110 code for a protein of 369 amino acids. NCBI's taxonomy places the organism in Eukaryota, Fungi, Ascomycota, Eurotiomycetes, Chaetothyriales, Herpotrichiellaceae. The transcript has a single exon. The record is from RefSeq and is a predicted model, not a curated record.
AUGGCUCCUAUCCGCGUAGGAAUCGUGGGGUUAUCGAGCAAACCGAGUGCAUGGGCAACUCUGGCACAUCUGCCUCGACUGGCCAACUCCCCAAACUACAAGAUUGUAGCGUUGUGCAACUCGAGCUUGGAGUCCACAAAGGCAGCCAUCAAAGCACUCAAUCUUCCGGCAUCCACAAAGGCGUACGACUCUUAUGACCAGAUGGCCGCUGAUCCCGAUGUCGACUUAUACGUGGUGUCAACGCGAGUCGACACCCAUUACGAUGUCGCCAUGCCAGCCCUGAAAGCCGGACGUAACGUCUAUGUGGAAUGGCCACUCGCUGCAACGACCGAGCAGGCAAAGGAGAUGGCGACUCUGGCCCGAGAGAAGAAUGUGAAGACCAUCAUCGGCCUUCAAGGUCGCGUGGCCCCCAGUGUCAGGAAGGUAAAGGAAAUCAUCGACUCUGGGGCUCUCGGAGAAAUCCACAGCGUAAAUCUCCAAGGGGCGAUUCACGUAUGGCAAAAUAAUGCCGUGAGCGAGAGAUACCAAUAUUUUAUGGAUCGCAAAGUUGGUGGGAAUCUGUUGACCAUCUAUGGCGGCCACAUCCUCGACUCCAUCCUGUAUGCGGUGGGGGAGCUGAAACCAGGCAGCUACACUCCUUUGGCGGUCAACCUGCGGCACAAAAUGCGGACCAUGAAAUCUGACGGAUCGUUGUCGGAGGAGCUCUUCGACAAAGACACACCCGAUCAGAUCCUCCUGCAAGGACGCCUGGACAGACACCCAUCCGCAGUGUUCAGUUUCCACCUGAGAGCCGGAGACAGGUUCAUCGGACAGCCGGGGUCAACGUGGAGGAUAUACGGCACCAAGGGCGAACUGGCCGUCGAAUUCGCGAGUGCUGGACCGCAGAUGGCCAAGGCAACCAGCAUACGCUUCUCCAACGCAGAGAAAGGCAUCGUCGAGGAUUUCAACGUGGACGAAGGUGGCCAGGAAUGGACCGACUUGCCAACUCCAGCUCAGAACAUUGGUCGACUAUAUGAGGCGUAUGCUACAGGAGAAUCCUAUGGUGACUUUGAUCUCGCUGUCAAGAGGCACGAGCUCAUGGACGACUUCUGGGCGUCGUUGCAGGAGUGA